Messenger RNA from Laetiporus sulphureus 93-53, 1758 nucleotides. RefSeq lists its product as uncharacterized. The transcript is spliced from 4 exons. The record is from RefSeq and is a predicted model, not a curated record. NCBI's taxonomy places the organism in Eukaryota, Fungi, Basidiomycota, Agaricomycetes, Polyporales, Laetiporaceae. Gene Ontology annotation, cellular component: nucleus; cytoplasm. Gene Ontology annotation, molecular function: mRNA binding. The coding region runs from base 48 to 1403 and encodes 451 amino acids.
GUGGAGGUCUCCCAUCGCAAUGGCUCGACAGCCCAGAGGGGCGCGCGAUGGCCGAGGGGCGCUCGCUGUCCCCGCAGAACAACUCGGAUCUCUCCUCCUCUGGCGGGUCUCCGCCCCUGGCUCCCAGCAUGCCGCCUGUCACGCCCGGUACCCCCAACCAGGGCGCGGACGACGAGAUCAUUCCCACCGCGAUCGUCAUCAAGAACAUCCCGUUCAACGUGAAGCGCGAGACGCUCCUCGAGAUCAUCGCAUCGCUGUCAAUCCCGACGCCGUACGCGUUCAAUUACCACCUCGACCAGUCAGGCCAGUUCCGCGGGUUGGCAUUUGCCAACUUCCGCCAGGCGGCAGAUGCAGACGCCGUUGUGGCGGCACUGAAUGGUUUUGACGUGCAGGGGCGCAAGCUGCGAGUGGAGUACAAGAAGGUUCUGCAGGCCGGCGAAAAGGAGCGCAUCGAGCGCGAAAAGGCCAUUCGACGCAUGAAGUCCAUGCAACUCGAAAAAGAGCAGGCCGCGAUGGCGCAACAGCAACAGGUACAGACUCCCUACGAGGACUACGGCUCGUUGAUAUCGUCUCCAUUCUCGCCGCAACGAUCAUUCUCGGCGUCAAGCGUGUACCAGAACCAGCAAUCGUUCUCUCCGUCGCAGAUGGCCUCGAUGCCGACGCCUCAGCCAUUCACGGUCACGACGCCGCCUCUGCCCCCCGUGACGCCCGGGGCCCUGAAAUCGCCUUCGGCGGAGCUUGAUUUGAAUGAUCCGUCAACACUCGAGAUCUAUUCGCGCAUCCUCCUGUUCAAGGACGAUCGCAUGAGGGACGAGCUUGCCUUCUCGAGGACAUUGACGCCCAAGCAGCGUCGCGUUGUGCACCUCGUGGCACAGAAGCUCGGCGUCUACCACUACUCCGUCGGCGAGGGAGAGGACAGGUAUGCGGUUGUUACGCGCAUCGACCCCAACGCGGCGCCACGGCACACGCUCUCGCGCGCAACGUCGUCCUACCUGAACGUGAGCAGCCCUCAGGCACCCGCUUCACUGCGUGUGAAGAAGUCGAUGCCGGACAUGAAGUCGCUGCAGGCGGCCGCGCCGCGCCUGACGAGUCGUGCAUCGAACGGGAACAUCCGCGAGGGCUAUGCGACGAUCGCUUCCCCGUCGCGCCGUUCGCCCGGCGCGUUCGCAUCACUUUUCGGGAAUGGCGGUGCAUUUGCCGGGAGCACCAUCCCGCCCGUGCCGAGCCUGCCCUCAAGUGUAGUCGGGAAUGGCGGCGGGGGAUUGGACAGUCCCAACUCUGCCGGCGUGGUCAGGCAGCCGCGCGGGCCAGGCAACGGGGGUUUCGAAUCUAGGAGGGAGCGGCGCGAGAGCCAGACGCGGGGCGGAUUCGACCCGCGCUCGCACGAGCCGCUUGAGAUUUAAAGCGAUGAUAAGUGUGCAUCCAUCAUACUAUCUCUGCUACGCUAUGCGGCGUCGCAGGAAGGACUGUCAUCCAUCGGUAUCGAUUACUGCAGCACACUCGACACUCUCGUUUUCGCGUGUUGGCCUCUUGACUCGUCUAUUAUUCGCUCUCAUCUUCCCCCGCUGGCCAGACACAUAAUCUUCUUUGUAGGUAUCUUCGAUAGUAGGAAAUGGGCUCCUCGAAAGGCCUGCGCCCCCCUGCUGCCCGUCCGAUUUAAGUUACUCAUGCCCCAUGUCAUGGUCGUUGUUCAUGUGUUAUGCUUGUUUCCAUUCUGCAUUACAGUACCCUUGGUUGUAUGAUGAUCACAGAAUUAGA